UUAUCGCUUUCCCUAAUAUCCUUUCCGUUUAUCUAUCCUUUUUAUCUAUUUACCUACCGACUUAUUCACCCCAUCUUAUAUGCGACACAAAUAUUCCGCGUGAUCAAUCACAAUCAAUUGCUUCUGUCUCCCUUCUCGAGGAACCGUCGUUGGAGCAUCUCGCGCGUAAGGGCACUUGAGGGCUGACCGCUGACGAAUUAGAGACCUGCUGCCCUCUCGUCUCCCUUAACCUAUAUUAUAAAGGAUCAAUGAACGUUGUCGCACGUACGCGCGAGGAACAUUUUUCGUCGCAUCGCCAGUCAGAAUCAGACCGCGACUAACCGCGACUCCGCGAGAGCAUUUGAGAACGACCUCGCUCGCGGAGGUUGGGAACUCGCGGAAGUGUUUGGUCGGGUGUGUUUGCUUUUAUGUCGAUGAGCCGGACGAUGGAUGAGAAGGAGGAACUGGUAAAGAAGGCCUUAUUUAGUUUUGUUAGGAAGCAGGUACCCACCGCUCAAUUGAGUUUAAUAGAUGACAUUGUGCUCAGUUAUGUAGUGAGUAUGGUAGAAGAAAGUGCAUUGGAAGAAAAUUUAGAUGUGGAUGGACUAUGCGAAAUGGUAUCUGCCUGCCUUCCUGAGUUUUCUACUAUCGAGAAAGAGGCUGUGUCGAAAUGGUUGCUCGAUGUAGAAAGUAAGUUGAAGCAGGAGAGUAAGGAGAAUGAAAAUUGCCAGUCCCAUAGUGAUCCGCUGAAUCACAUCAGUCUGGCUGCUUUACUGCCGGCCGGUACACAAAGAAUGCGAGUCCAUCAUCUCUCGGAAACGAGUGACGCUGGAAGCGAUUCCAGUGGAGAAUACUUUUCAGAAGAAUCUUCUUGGCAUCAGGUGGCUCUACUGCAAGAGAUGUUUCCGGCGGCAAGUCCUGCCGAAGCGAGGCAUUGUUUAGCAGUGGCUGGAGGCGAUAUAGCGAAAGCCGCGCAACUCGCAUUACAUCGUCAGGAAGCGGGUCAAAGCAUCGUGAGCAAUCUCACGUUUCUAACGCCCAAUGGUCGUAAUAAGGCAAGAUUGAACGAUGAGGAGUUGAAGUCUCGUAUUAUCGCACGAUAUAGUUAUGUUGAUAGGGACGACGAUUGUCGCGAACACCGUCCAGUCGCGCCGAAAACAGAGCCUAAGAAGUUGGUACGGUAUCUUGACAAUAAGAUCGUAAGUGUAAAGGGUGAACGUUAUACGGAAGUACGAAGGGGUGGCGAGGAUGAGGAUAACGAAGGUGGUAGGAAGAGAGGCCAUUGCCGCCCGUAACCAGUCCCUUUGCCUCCACCCCCUGAUCCACCCCCUUGGAGGCAUCUAAGAGAUUUUCGAUUAAAUCUUUAACUUAGAUCAUUUCCAUCUUAUCCAUAUAUAAAAGUAUAGACAAAAUAUUGAAUUUAAAAACGUUUACAUUUCUGUUGACGUUUCAUUUUCAUAUGCAU
Messenger RNA from Atta colombica, 1444 nucleotides. Its product is annotated as CUE domain-containing protein 2. The transcript has 5 exons. Lineage: Eukaryota; Metazoa; Arthropoda; Insecta; Hymenoptera; Formicidae. Bases 408 to 1274 code for a protein of 288 amino acids. The record is from RefSeq and is a predicted model, not a curated record.